Molecule: messenger RNA, 5365 nt
Organism: Bolinopsis microptera
Lineage: Eukaryota; Metazoa; Ctenophora; Tentaculata; Lobata; Bolinopsidae
Exons: 22
Coding region: 75-4118 (1347 amino acids)
Biological process (GO): transmembrane transport; monoatomic ion transport
Cellular component (GO): membrane
Molecular function (GO): calcium ion binding; monoatomic ion channel activity
Source: RefSeq, a predicted model, not a curated record
AAAUAAUUUGAGCACCCUAUGAAAAUGUGUUGUGGCUGAUGCGAUAGCUUAGUUAGAGAACAUGACCCUGUGUUAUGGAACACUUCUUCAAUCGAAAACCAACAAAAGGGUACAUUGAACUAUCGAAAGAGAUCGAAAAGAACCAAAAUAAUCGCCACAUCACUGAUGAGAACAUAACAGUACCAAACCACAUCAGCAAGGCAGCUUGUUAUGUUGAGGAUGCCAGGGACGGCAGGCUUGCCAACGGCAAGGGUAAAAUGUCAGAAAAAUCACGGAAAAUACAGCUGUGUUUUUUCAUACAAACGCACGAUUGGUGGGCUCGGUUUAUAUACCUCUCAAUCGUCUUCCUGGCUAUCCUGAUAUUCUUCGAGCCACCUUCCUCCGCCGCUAUCACCGUUUGUGAUCAGGAGAUGUUCAAGUUUAAAAGUGACAGCAAAAUCUGCCAAAACAAGAGCAUUAUCAAGGACUGGGAAGCUUGGACUCUUUUUGUUGAAUUUUUAUUAAUUAUGAUAUUUGUUACUGAUGUAUUUAUGAAAGCUACUUAUAUGAAGCCGAGUGUAUACUUUACAAAGAAGUGGCACAAGGUUACAACAUUUUUUAUUUUAUUGUUUUCGAUUGACUGGAUCAUAUUCACCUGCACAUAUUACGCCAUGGAUCAGAAAGGAUUGCGGUUCAGCAGACCAUUCAGACCUGUGCUACUCCUCACAAGAUACCGAGAGUUACGUCGAAUCCUGGAAACCCUUACAGACAUGUUGAAUGAACUGAUAAAGCUUACAUUUGUCAUAAUUUGCUUUGUUCUGUUCUUUGCCUGGCUUGGAGUGACGUUUUUCGGGAAGACGUACAUGUUCACAAAGAACUGCAUCGACCCUGACCACGGAUCAGUAUUACAAAAGCUGGAGACAGAUCCGGAAUACUGUGUUAAUACACCGUGCUGGGACCGGUCCAAGUUCCCUUUCUGCCUCUGUACUGGCGAAGACAACGUCACUAUCAAUGAUAUUGAAUAUCAGACUGGAUGUUCUGUGCCGAAAAAGAAAUUUUCUGGUCCUUACGUCGAGGGAGAAACAGAAACUUACAACAACAGCUUUAGUGAUCCGCUGAUAGGCAUGGUCCGACUGGUUGUUCUUAUCUCCACUGAGAACUAUCCUGAUGUCAUGUUGCCGGCGUUCAAAGCUAACAGUGCAAAUUUUCUAUAUUUCAUCGUGUUCAUAUUCAUUGGAAUGUUUCUGUUACUUUCUGUUCUGCUGGCUGUGAUUGUUGAGUUUUGGCUGUCUUAUCUUAAGAAGACCAACGAUUCGGAAAAACGGAAGGAGAGGCUAGGGAUAACCAAAGCCUUCAUUUGGAUCGACAAAGACCAGAACUAUUAUAUAAAGGAACACUCGUGGAACGAGCUUAUACUGCUGCUAAAGAAAGAUUUCACGAAACUCCAAUCUCACUUCAUGUUUCAAAUGCUGGACUGGGAGCAAAAGGGGCAGCUGGAUGUGUUAGACUUCCUGAACAUUGCUGAAGCGUUAAAACUCCACUAUACGCUAAAAGACGCUGACACGGCUAUAGAAAACACGGAGAUAGGACAAUUUGCACGGCGGAUAUUGAGUUACGGCUUCCCUAUCACUUUCUUCGGGCUAAUGACUCCGAAGACGGUGAACGUGCAAACGAUAUCCAUCUUCUUCUCCUUCAUCCACACAAUCCUGUCUGUUGUGCACUACAACAACGUCCCUCAGAACUACAUCAUUGCCCGAACUACCAUCAAUACAGUUCUUCUCUUGGUUCUUCUGUCAGAGGUUCUGUUGCGAAUUAUGGCAAGUGGCACGGGCUUUCUUCAUCCGUUGAUAAACAAGUGGGAAGUGACGAGUAUAUCAGCCGCUUUCAUCGCUAUGAUUGGAUACUGGAUAACGUGGUUGUCCUCGUUGAAGUCUAGUUCGGGGGCUAUUGACCACACAAUGCCUCAAGCUGAUGAUUUUUUCCGGCUAACAUGGGAAUCCUUCAUACUUUUCAAAUUGUGUCUACAAUUCCGGGCUGUCAGUGGAAAUUUGGUCUUCAUGUACAAAGUGCUGGUGGUUCUCUUUGAACUGUUCUUUUUCAUUUUAAUCAUCAUGUACGUCUUCUUAGGAAUAGGCCUCGAACUCUUUGCCAUAGCAGAUGGUGGCAACGAUAACUAUUUCGCGCAUUACGAAUGUGAACUGGGAUUUAUAGAUCCUAGUUGUGGUCUGAUCACCCUUCUGCAACUGAUCACCACUAGUAACUGGCACUCUGUGAUGAACUCAGUCUACAAGGCUAGUGGGUGGUGGGCCUACAUAUACUUCAUCCUCUUCUACAUUGCCAUUGAUCUGAUCUUGCUCGAUUUAAUGAUCGCCAUUGCCAUCGAAAUGUACAACGCGGUCAGUCGACAAUCUGAUGACACCUUCGGUGAACAGCCUGGUAUUUGCUUUGAGGUAUACGAAGGGAAAAUCCCGGAGCCAUCCUGCCCCGUAGCUGCUGCCGUUGCUAAACCAGAACGUCGCAGAUCUCGGCUUGGUUCAAUAUUCAACACCAACGGUACCUCUCAACCCGAACCUUAUCGUAAACUCAUUUUAGAGGUGACUCGUAGUAAGAAAGGAUCCUGGCGUCAGAGCAUCAUUACAAGUGAAAUCUUUAACAUCGAUUCUAACGAAAUUGAUGAUAUCCAGCGUUCUUUAGACAAGGAUUACCCUGGUGCCAAGUCAAAGGAAAAGCACCAUGGCCAUGGGCAUGACGGUGAAUCAAGGGGAAUUGAGGUGAAGCUACUGUAUUCGGAAAAGAGCAACGAGCGUAUGAAACUCAAUAAACCAGACUGUAAGCUUUACAUAAAAUCAGAGUUCAUGGAUCUUAACGAGCAACCACAGGGUAAAAUACUGAUGGAGCUCAACGACAAUCAAUCUAGUCUGCACUUCAAACUGAUCUUUAAGAGCCCGAGUAAGCCAAUACGGGGGAUAAUAAGGAACAGCGACGACGUCAAAUGUGAGGAUUAUUACGAGCUGGAUGAGGGCGAGUUUUCGUUCCACGCCCACACAAACGACUAUCACGUUUACAAACAUUGGAGGAUGAAGAGAAAUCAGAAACAGAACCUGAUCCACGGCCAGGUCUCCUUCCUCAUCAUGACCAAGGAUAAACCGAACGGGGCUAUGGUGGCUGAAAUUGAUGGUGUCCAGGCAGAAAAGCAGCGAUGGAUGCUGAGAAAGGAAGAAAUCCAACAAAAUGCCGAAACUUUCGGAAAAGUGUCUCCCCUUCUAUCUUGGUUUGCUCACAGGGUAACAACCCACGUCAUGAAGGACGACGACACUGACGAGGAGGACGAGGGUGCGCUGGAAGAAGGAGCUCUUGUUAAACAGCAGGUAAAGAAACAGCUCCUUAUAUUCCAGGAGUUCAGGAGAAAAGUUUACAUCCCUAAUGAGUAUAAACAAGAAACUCGAUUCAUCAACGAGGCUCACAAGGAGUGGCUGAACAUGUACCAGAGAGAUAUCCCUGAAACACUAGGAGAUAGCCCUGCUGCCGUUCUGGACCAGGUCAAGAACUUCAUGGUUAAUCAAACCAGCACAAGUGGAGGUUUGCUUGCUCCGCCCGGCAGUAUCGGUGGCUCUAUCGGCUCAAAUCGACACAGCUUUACGCUAAACGACGAUUCAUCGUCUGAUGAUGACGAUGAUGAUGACGAUGACAGCGAUGAUAGCGACGAUGACGAUGAUGAUCCUAAACCGGGUCUUCAAAUAGCUGGCGGUGCAAACAAACUCAAGGGACUGUUCGAAGCCAUCGCGAACGCGCCCGAGCGGAAGCUCAGCACAAACUCCCGGAAAUCAUCGACAAGUUCAUAUAGGUCACAGAGGUCGAACAGAUCGAGUAGAUCUCAGCCAACAUCGAGUGCCAAACCGUCACUAAUCAUCCCACAAGUCAUCAACACGGACCAUGAUGAGGAAAUUAGUCGAACUGCUGCUCGAGCGUCUUCUCCAGAUCUCCACCCAACUCUAAAAUCCGCAUCCUCCGCUCCUUGUUCGCCCGGACUUGAACGAACAAUGCCGUCCAAAUCACCGGCGUCGUCAGAACCUUCAGCGCCGCCAUCAGAGGAUUGUUCAGUGUCAGUUGGGGAACAAGAAAACGACGUGAACGUGUGAGAUCACGCGAUGUCAAUGACGUCACGUGGCGCUAACGCGUGAGCCUUGAAAUCACGUGAUGCGAUUACAAUGCUGACACGUGAAGAGCCGCGCACGUGUGGCAUCACGUCACUCACUAUGAAUUACGUUACGUUCGAAAUCAAUAUAGAUCGCACCUGACACAGCCAGAGUAUUGAUUGUUCAUGUAGCGGGGUUUUGUAAUGUUACAUGCGGUUUAGUAUGAUGUAUUAUGAGUUAAAAUUCUUUCGACUGUUUUACAUUUUUGAAACUUUGAGUAAUUACGGUGUUUGGUAUUAUGUAUCUUUGGUUUUUAAAAUUAUUUGAUGAGGCAUUACCAUGUAUUUAAAGAUGUUAAAUAUAUGAUACGCUGUAAAAUCAUGCAAUCAAUAUUGUUACAGCAUCUUUGGCAAAAAAUUAUAACUUUAACAUGUCUGUUAGAGUAAUACGCAAAAUGAAGACAUAAUAUAGUAAACAAGAAAGCAUCUGAGGAAUAUGCUCUACACACGAUACGACUGAUCCUGUAUAUUUAGUUUUAUUGUAAAAUGUAAAUACAACAUAUUAGGUCAAGACCAUUGCCAUGCUUCCAGUUUCGACCACCCUUUUCAGUAGAUGUUAUAGUAGAUAACAUCUACUGUAGAUGUUAUAGUAGAUAACUAUUGUGUCUGCAGAGUGCAGGGCUAGUUCCCGCUAGUUGGAAUGAGGUUAGGAUGAUGUUGAAUUGUAAUUUUGGGAAAUAGAUCGUUAGAUCAAGAUAUUCCGAUUUUCGUUCAUAGUACCGUGCUUUCGGAAGUACUACUAAUAUAAACUUCGUUUUAAACAACGGUUUAUUACUUUUAAUUUUAAUUCUCGCCUUUUGAUAGUCACCGUUUUAAGUUCACUGAAACAUGUAAUUAUACCUUCCAUCAAUAUCAUAUUUUAAAUGUUUAUUAUCAUAAUUACAAAAAAAUAAAGUGCUGAGAAAUAAAAGCUGAUUAAUUGAACAAACGGGGAGUGCAAGACUUCCCUUUUUAUCAAAUCCUUAAGUUAAUUGUAAGUCUCACAUUCACAACCGUAAUUUCCACCUUUCAAAGUUCUGUUUUCGCACAUUCAUCAAUUCUGUAUCUAAUAUUAAAGACGAUUUUUGAAAGAAUUAAGAUAUUUGAUUAAUAUUGAAACUGAAUCAGGACUCACAUUAAUUUGUCCUGUGCUAAUCUGUCCUGCAACUUUUCGUACCGUGUCGAGUAUUUAAUUUUAACAUUCAACAUAAA